GUCUCCUCCUUUUGUGUGUGCAAGCUCAGGAAUCGAGAGCUAAACGUGGUGGUAGAUUUUGCGAGUGUAUUGUGAAAGGAAGACAACAAAGCAAGAGUUUAGAGGAGUCGGCGCUUUCCAAGGAAGUCCAAUCAGCCUCUUGCUUCUUUCUUUGUCCCCUUUAUUCUAGAGAGUCUUGCCCCGUGGCGUUAUGCUAAUAGUGAGACCGUUCCCACUCAGUACUUCUAGCAGUUAUUGUGAACCCGAGAGGACUCUAAUGGAGAGAGCGAAGAGCUGUAGCAUGAGCGACGAGGAGGAUGGAAGGAUCCAGGGCCCAGAGCAGGUGGCAAGAGAGAAAGAGGAGGGGCCGCCAUUGAAGCCUUCUACUAAUAAUAAGAAGCACAGGAGGGGCAAGAAAAGAAGUGGUGGUCCAGGAGGCCGUCCAAAAUGGAAGCCAUAUUCAAAGAUGAGCCUCGAGGAGAGGAAACAGGUUGACGAAUGGGAGGAGAAGCACGUUGCCAUCAGAGAAGCCGAGAUUAAUGCUCGCUCUAAAAGACCAGUAGCUCCUUUUAAUAGUACCCAGUUCUUGAUUGACGAUCGGUGCGAGGAUCAGUAUAGGCGACCUUCCAGAACACUCUCUUUUGACUCAUCAUCAGGUGACGAUGUUCAUUACGAUUUGUCCGACGAAGACCAAGAAGCUUUUUUAGAAGCGGACUUUAAUCAGGUCUACCUCCAGCUAAAGCUGAAUAGAUUGGAAGGGAUGAGCAAGCAGGACCUUAUCAGCCAGUGCUGCAAUUUAGAGGACAAAGUCUCCGUCAUUGAACAAGAAAAAAUGGAGCUCCUGUCACAGUUGCAUCAACUUAAGAAAGCUAAUGGAAUGGUGACAGAGAGCCAUGAGAAUAAUAACACUACAACCAAUGACAUUACAACUACCAGUCAUUAGUACUACAACUUUAUAAUGCUAACUGUGUAUGUAUAUAUGUAUACAGGUUUAUUUUUUCUAGUACUCACGACUACCUGAACUAUCAUUGGACAUAUUCAAACUGAAUACUUUCCCUCUCUCUCCCUUGGGACAGGUAAUCCUUACCUGUUCUGUAUAGUAAAAUUGCAGUGUUCCUGCUAUGUGGCUGAUUGGUGUGUGCGAGUCACACAAUAGGAGUCAAUUCAUUUGUGUGGAUAAUGAAAUUCCUGACACAAACAACUAUUGAUGAUUGAUUUAUAAAUGAAUUAGUUAUAAAACAUGA
Molecule: messenger RNA, 1223 nt
Organism: Amphimedon queenslandica
Lineage: Eukaryota; Metazoa; Porifera; Demospongiae; Haplosclerida; Niphatidae
Product: protein HEXIM-like
Exons: 3
Coding region: 191-922 (243 amino acids)
Biological process (GO): negative regulation of transcription by RNA polymerase II; negative regulation of cyclin-dependent protein serine/threonine kinase activity
Cellular component (GO): nucleoplasm; cytoplasm; nucleus
Molecular function (GO): 7SK snRNA binding; cyclin-dependent protein serine/threonine kinase inhibitor activity
Source: RefSeq, a predicted model, not a curated record